AUGGUGAGCUCCCUUGGACCUGAUGUUGUGCUCAAGUCCGGUCGAGUACGAUUGAGCGAUGAGUGGUAAACUGACCACGGAUCCAAUCCUACCUAUUCACAGUCGGUCUUGUUCGAAACCUCGUUGGGUGACAUUAUCGUGAGACUCAUCAUGUCAUACAAGCCCUACACUAUUCCUCUACUCACCCCGGUUUCUCCUCCCCCACCUCUGCCCCAGGUCGAUCUCGACACGGAGCGAUGCCCUCGCACAAGCCUCAACUUCCUCAAGCUCUGCUCGACCUACUACUACAACUUUUGUUCCUUCCACAACGUCAUCCAAGAUUUCAUCGCCCAAACCGGUGAUCCAACCGAGACCGGAACAGGUGGAGAAUCGAUUCUGCAUCGGUUGCCCAAAUCAUCGCCUUCGUACCUCCCGACUAAAUAUUUUGUCCCCGAGAUGACCAAAGCGAUCAAACAUACGGCCAAGGGAACACUGUCUAUGGCUGUCGCGGGCGAAGGUGAUCAACGCGGGUGUGGGAGUCAAUUCUUUUUCACGCUCAAGGACGAGUUGGAUUACCUCGAUGGCAAACAUGCCCCUUUCGGCAAGGUCAUUGAAGGAUUGGAGGUGUUGGACAAGAUCAACGAGGCAUACUUGGAUCAAGGUGGACGGCCUUUGAGGGAUAUCAGGAUACGACAUGUCGUCGUGCUCGGUGAGUGGGACAAUCGAUUUUGCCGAAAGCAAGAAUGACUCCAGGCUGAAUCCUUCCGGCGACGGUGUCUUUCCCCCAUGUCACAGACGACCCCUUCCCCGAUCCCGAAGGACUCGUUAUCCCACCCGAGUCACCCGAACCCACACCCGCUCAACUCGCCUCCCUCCGUGUAGGUGACGAUGAAAUCCUCGAAGAAAGCGGCGACGCCGAAGAACUGGACCAAUCCCGCCGAGCGCGCGAAGCGCGUGCCCAAGCUCUAACCCUCGAAAUGGUCGGUGACCUCCCCUUCGCGGACGUCGCACCCCCCGAGAACGUCCUCUUCGUAUGCAAGCUCAACAACGUCACCAAAUCCGAAGACCUCGAAUUGAUCUUCUCGAGGUUUGGGGAGAUCUUGUCGUGCGAGAUUAUCAAGGAUCCCAAGACGGGGGAUUCGUUGCAGUAUGCUUUCGUCGAGUUCAAGGAGAGGGAAGAGGCCGAGAGGGCGUAUUUGAAGAUGGAUAACGUUUUGGUCGAUGAUCGCAGAAUUCACGUUGAUUUCUCGCAGGUCAGUGAGACUUGAUCUGCCUGAUGAUUGGGAGGGAGGGGGCUGAUUUGUUCUGGCGACGUCAAUCUAUGCAGUCGGUUUCGAAAUUGCACAACUCGUGGGUGUUCAACAAGACCGGGGGACGACCACCACCCAACAAAGGUGGGCACAGAGGAGGAGGAGGAGGUGGUGGUGGGAAUGCUGGUCGAGGAGGAUAUUCUCCUUCCUCAUCAUCGUAUCGAGGCGAACCCUCUUCCGCGAGGGAUUAUUCGGAAACACCUCGAUCUUCCCGAGGCGGCGGAGGUGGUGAUCUCUUGUUCGACAUGGCGGAUGUGCAUGAUGAUCGAGCGAGGAGGAGACCUCAUUAUGAGGACAGAGGUGGGAGAGGUGGGGGGGUUGAGAGACGGAGGGAUGGCGAUAGCGGCGGGUCAUCGAGGAGGGAAGAAGGGAGGGAGUACAGGAGCAUUGAUCGACGGGACGAUCGGAGGGGUGAUAAACGGGAUGAUAGACGGGAUGAUAGACGGGAUUAUGGACGGGACGAUCGGAGAGGAGGCGGAGGUGGUGGACACUAUGGACCCUCAGGUAGACAGCGGUCGAGGAGUCCGAGGCGAUGA
Messenger RNA from Microbotryum saponariae, 1825 nucleotides. The record is from the annotation of a GenBank genome assembly. NCBI's taxonomy places the organism in Eukaryota, Fungi, Basidiomycota, Microbotryomycetes, Microbotryales, Microbotryaceae.